GGCCCCAAGCUCGGCUCCCCACCCUGAAGACAAGCAGAGCCUUAAAAUACAUACAAGAGGCCGCUAUAGCUCACCAUAAACAGGAGAGGCGCACACCCGAAGAAGGAUAUAAGACCGACCAAAAAUCGUGCCGAUAUAUGAAAAGUUAACUUGGCUCCAGAGCUGAGCGCGUGGGGGGACGAGGGGCACAUUAUACAGACAGCACGGGGCACCCAAAAAGCGAUGGGUCCGUUCAUGGUCUAGAUAGCUUUCAAAACGCGUGCUGAACGAUUAUCCAAAAAUACAGUUCCUACCUGGUCUAUUAGAGCGAAUUGAAGGCAUUAGUAAAUAGUGUAAGGUUGCAGAGUUAUGGAAGAGAAAGAGACAGGGGAGAGCGAGCCUGUGGUCCUUCCGUGUGCUGAGCAGGCAGAUUCUCUCUCAUUAAUAAUAAGCGGAGAGGAGGAAGCGACGCAAGAGCAGAGUGACUUGGGACACUGUUCAGGAGAGAAGGACGGUCUGACCAAUGGCCACGUGGACGAUGAUGGCGAGGAAGGGAUGGUGACCCCCCUUUGCUCCCCGGGCACCAGCUACUGGAGUGUCAACGAGGGUCCAGACUCCCCCUUCCUCCUUUCCCCCAUCCCGGGCCCCUCUGGACGCAAAGAGAAGGUCCAAUGCGCCUCCCGACCCGGCCUCAGCCGCAUCCCGGGCAGGGAUCAUCGGCGCUACUACCACGAGUAUUGGCGCAGCGAGUUCCUGAUGGACUUUGACCCCCGUCGCCACGGCAUGAUCUGCAUGGUGUGUGGGAGCUCGCUGGCCACACUCAAACUCAGCACCAUCAAGAGGCAUAUUAGGCAGAAGCACCCAGACUCUCUGCUGUGGAGCGCGGCCGACAAGGAGGUGAUCCGCUCGGGCUGGGAAAGCCACCUGAGUCUGGAGGGGGGCCAGAGGCUGUACUGUCCGGCCGGAGGGGUGGUCGCCAUCUCCCAGGGACAGGAGGAGGAGCUGCUGGACUGUGCUCGCCACUCCACCGGAAAACCUGGUGGUAUAGUGUCCCCCAAACUCCAGCCCCGGUCCCCGACCCCGUCUCCCCCUCCCUCGGUCCCCCUCCAGCAGGAAGAGCUCCCCGGGCCCUCGGCCCAGACCCUGGAGCGCUACCUGAAUGACUCGCUCCACGCCUGGUUCAGACAGGAGUUCCUCAUGGAGUACCAGGCGGAGGCGGGCAGGCUGGUGUGCAUGGUGUGCGGCCGCCCGCUGCCCUCGCUCCACCUGGACCACAUCAAGAGCCACGUGCUGGACAUCCACCCCCAGUCGCUGGUCUACAGCUCGGAGGAGAAACACUGCAUCCUGCAGACCUGGGCUCAGACACACGAAUCCGACCCUCUAAAUGACUUCAUCAAAUCUGAGCCCAACACCAAAGGCGAGAGAGAUGCUGGAGUGGACUUCUUCCCUGAUGACCUGGAGACCAUCCAGAUCGGCUCAGACACGUAUGCAGAGGACAACGAUGAGGCGUUAUCCCAGAUACAGGACAUGGUUGAUAGCGGUGAUGGCGUUGGUGGUGCUCCAGAGGUGACCAAUCCCAUACCCCCUCUCCCUCUUCGCCAACCCAGGAAGAGGCGUCUUCGUGGGGGCUUCCCCUGGCGGCUGCGCCUGGACUACCUGGUGGCCUACGGACCCCAGGGUCGUGGCACCUUCUGCAUGGUGUGCUCCCAGGCCCUGCCAAUGGCCAAGGUGAGCAGCUUCCGCCGCCACAUCCAGGAGUGCCACCCUGAGACCACCAGCCUGGCCCGGGAGGAGAGGGAGGCCAUGGCCGAGGCCUGGACCAAAGAGGCUCCCACGGAAGACAACCUGGCUGUGCAGAUGAAAGAAGAAGUGGACCCCAGUGACAUCGUCAGCCUCCCUGUGGCGGGAGAGAUGGGUGAACAGGCCUCGCCCGACAACAACAACAACCGGACCACCAAGAUGGCCACCACCAAGGCCGUAAAGAAGGAGGAGGGGGUUGCCACCAUGCCUGCCACUCCGGGGCGCCACGGCCACUACCCGGGCAAGGACCAGCGGCGGAACUACCAGGUGCGCUGGAGGAUGGAGUUCCUGAUGGACUACGACUGCCGGAGACAUGGGUUGAUCUGUAUGGUGUGCGGGGCAACGUUAGCCACUCUUAAAGUCAGCACUAUCAAGAGACACAUCCAGCAGGUUCACCCUCAUUCUCUGGAGUACGGCCCCGACGAGAGACAGCAGGCCCUGCUCAGCUACAACCAGACAGCCCUGCACUUCGUCCACUCGGAUGACUGUUUCUCCUCACUAGACCACGGACACACGGCACUCGGACAGACGGCCGCCGGCCUCUUUGUCAGCUAGGACGAGGGGCGCCAGGCAUGGCUGUUCUCUGUCCACCCCACUUUCCCUUCCAAGUCUCUCUUUCUCAGGAAGUUAGAAACAAGGCUUGGUAGAGCCCUGUCGUGAGUUGUGCAGUGACUGGCACAGUUGGUGAUUAAUUUGUCAGCGAGUAUACAAUAUAGCACUUUCUGUCCCAAAAAUUUACUAAAACCUAGAUUUGGGUGUGUAGGUGAUUGAAUGAGUGGGUGUUUGAGGUGUAUUGCUAAAGACAAUGAACAACACUUAAAGAUGUGAUUAUCUUUAGUGACUCAAUUACGUCCCGUUAUUUUAAAAGGAAAUUCCUUGUUUACAAUGAGGUAAAUGGACGUCCUCCAGAGAUUUUUCUCAUUCUUGAAUUAGAAGAUGUCAUCUUCCAUGUCUUUUCCAGUGUCACAGUACUAUUGUUACAAUGGCCCACACCUAUUUCUGAUUCUCUUAUUAGCAACAAAUCUGCGCACAAAAAAAAUCUAUGUAAAUAGUGUUGAAUUAUUAUAACUUUUUUUUUUUACAAGCACUUUUACACGUGGUUUUUACAAAAGGGUUUGUAAUUACAGCCAUGUUUUCUAUGUGAAACGAUGCCACGUAAAAUGUCAUUUUGCAUGGGAAUUCUGAAGUCAUGCAUGAUUGUGGAGGGAUUGCCUUCUAUGGCUGAGGCACUUAGUUUAUGAGAGCAUUUCUAGCUUUAUUUAUACAAGAUUUCACAUGCAAGGUUUCCAUUUCAAUAACUCACAUAUUACAAGGUUUAUGCAACAAUUUACUACAUGGAGAGAAAAAAAACGAUAACAUAGUCAGGAAAUAAAUAGCCAAAUUGACCAUCUCUGAAAUGACCCCCUCACUUGCCCUUAUUUCAGUGACCUCUGAAAUAUCACUCCACCAGGAAAAAUAACUCAGGGAUUGUCUGUUUUCCAUCUGUGGUCGCGCUUUCGCUCGCUUGUUAACUUGUCAAAAUUAGUGCAUACAUUGGUUGUCAUUACUUUUAAUGGUUUAACUGUCAACAGCAGUUAAAAUGGUCCUAUCGUAUUCAAACAACAGCGAAAGUAAAGUUGUCCAGUGCACAGCUGGAACAAACGACAGGCAACAAAAGAGAGUGAACGACUAACUACACUUAACAUGACAACAGUUUACAACCCAUGGACUAAAUGUAUCAUUCAAAUAACCAGAUGGCAGCAUUUGUCCAGUUAUGUGGAGAGGAAGGGACAUCAGUGUUGAAUAUCAAACCCCCUCACUCUCUUCCUCUAACCUAAACUGCCUGUGUUGGUGACUUCGGCUGUGUGAAAAUGUUAUUAACUUUCAAAUCCUUGCUUUCUCUGUCCUUGUUUCCUCAAAGCGCAUUGCCGGUCCAAAGGGGGGACCUUGGAUCUUCUCUAAUGCGUUUUGAGAAACAAGGACGGAGGAAGCAAGGAUUUGACAGUUAGUAAAGGUUUUCAGACACAGCCCUAGUUGGCGCAGUGGUCAUUUUUGCAUGCAGGGGAUGGGCAAGGAGAGGUGAAAUAAUUCGGAUUUAUUCCAUCUGGGCUUGGAGCGGCCACAGAAUCAGGUUGUAAAAAGCUUUGUGACUCAGCACUUAAAAAUGUAAAUAAAUAGGACUUAAAUAUGGCAAAGUGAUUGAAUAAGAAUACACCUUGUUUGUUGCGAUGAUUUACAUGUAUGGUUGUGUGUGUAGGGGGCACGUUAAAAAUACCCUUUGGUGGUACUUCGUUAGCUUGGGUGAGGACACAAGCAAUGAUCUUCUGUUUUUUAAGGGACUGAUUCCUUUGUCUUUCCUCAAUUAUUUCUUCUUCUGUUUCAAGUAUCCGCUCUGUAUUUAAUCUGUACAUGGCAAAAGGUUGUCGAUUGAUAUAUGCAUUCUGUCCUCAAUGAGCCUUGUAAUAAAAAAUGAUCUAAAUAAUAUUGUCUGACAGGUUAUCUGGGGACUGUAUUAAGAAAUUAUGGCUAAAAUU
Messenger RNA from Coregonus clupeaformis (lake whitefish), 4292 nucleotides. Its product is annotated as zinc finger translocation-associated protein. The transcript has 5 exons. The coding region runs from base 349 to 2334 and encodes 661 amino acids. The record is from RefSeq and is a predicted model, not a curated record. Gene Ontology annotation, biological process: negative regulation of DNA-templated transcription. NCBI's taxonomy places the organism in Eukaryota, Metazoa, Chordata, Actinopteri, Salmoniformes, Salmonidae.